Messenger RNA from Pseudophryne corroboree (corroboree frog), 2667 nucleotides. Its product is annotated as serine/threonine-protein kinase D1-like. The transcript has a single exon. Gene Ontology annotation, biological process: protein phosphorylation. The record is from RefSeq and is a predicted model, not a curated record. Gene Ontology annotation, molecular function: ATP binding; protein serine/threonine kinase activity. Bases 1 to 2613 code for a protein of 870 amino acids. NCBI's taxonomy places the organism in Eukaryota, Metazoa, Chordata, Amphibia, Anura, Myobatrachidae.
AUGAGUGCCCCCCCGGUGAUCCGGCCGCCCAGCCCCGCGGGCCUCGGCCUCUCUCUACAAGUCUGGAUCGACCUGAGCCGGGAGCCCGUCCUACUGCCCGAGCCCGGGGAGCUGAGCCUGGGGGCCGUGCGAGAGAUGGCCUGCUCCAUCGUGGACCAGAAGUUUCCAGAAUGCAGAUUCUAUGGGAUGUACGACAAGAUCCUCUUGUUCCGUCAUGGCCCAACAUCAGAAAACAUCCUGCAGCUGGUGAAAUCUGAGGCAGACAUUCAGGAGGGAGAUCUCAUUGAAGUGGUGCUGUCAGCCUCUGCAACUUUCGAAGAUUUCCAGAUACGCCCACACACACUGUAUGUCCAUUCGUACCGUGCUCUAGCUUUCUGCGACCACUGCGGAGAGAUGCUGUGGGGUCUGGUGAUGCAGGGCCUCAAAUGUGAGGGGUGUGGCCUCAACUACCACAAGCGAUGUGCAUUCAAGAUUCCGAACAACUGCAGUGGGGUCCGGAAGCGAAGACUGUCAAAUGUGUCACUGACUGGAUUAUCCAGCAUACGCACCGUGUCUGCAGAACCUGUCUCCUGCUCCUUAGAAGAGCCAUUGAUGCAAAAGUCUCCAUCCGAGUCCUUUGUGCGAGAGAAGAGGUCCAGCUCCCAGCCUUACCCUGGUCGCCCCAUACAGCUUGACAAGAUUCUCCUCACCAAGGUCAAAGUGCCUCACACGUUUGUCAUUCACUCCUACACCCGGCCAACAGUGUGCCAGUACUGCAAAAAGCUGCUAAAGGGUCUUUUCCGACAAGGGCUGCAAUGCAAGGACUGCAAAUUCAACUGUCACAAGCGUUGUGCAACUAAAGUGCCUCACAACUGCCUCGGGGAGGUAGCCAUCAACGGAGACUUGCUGAGCCCUGGAGCCGAGUCAGAUGUGGUGAUGGAGGAGGGAAGCGACAAUGAGAGUGAUCCAAGCAGCCGGCUGAUGGAAGACAUCGAUGAACCCCUAACUCCUGACUCUGAUUGCAUCAUGACUCGUUACCGGAGUGAGAAUGGUGACAUGCAGGACACAGACCAAGAUCAGGACACAUCAGAUCGUAUGAUCAGCCCCUCAGCCAGUAAUAACAUUCCCUUGAUGAGAGUGGUUCAGUCUGUCAAGCAUACAAAGCGGCAAAGCAGCAGUGUAAUGAAGGAAGGUUGGAUGGUGCGUUAUACUAGCAAAGACACCUUGAGAAAGAGGCAUUACUGGAGACUGGACAGCAAGUGUAUAACCUUAUUUCAGAAUGAUACUGGAAGCAAAUACUAUAAGGAAAUCCCUCUUUCUGAGAUCCUAUGCCUGGAACCUGCUAAAAACCUGACCCUGCUCCCCCCUGGUGCUAAUCCUCACUGUUUUGAGAUCACGACUGCCAAUAUUGUCUAUUAUGUGGGGGAAAGCCUGCCCCUCCAGAUAGCACCUGAGAUUGGAAAUAACGGUAUUGUGAACAGCGGAGUGGGUCUGGAUGUGGCCUGUAUGUGGGAAGUAGCCAUACAGCAUGCCCUGAUGCCCGUGAAUCCCAAGGGAGCAAAUGGAGGGAGCAGCCAGCACAGGGACGUAUCCGUCAGUAUUUCUGUAUCCAAUUGCCAGAUUCAGGAUAAUGUGGACAUUAGCUCUGUGUAUCAGAUUUUCCCAGACGAGGUUCUUGGUUCGGGACAAUUUGGAAUUGUAUAUGGAGGGAAGCACCGGAAGACUGGGCGAGAUGUGGCUAUAAAAAUAAUUGAUAAGUUGCGUUUUCCUACCAAGCAGGAGAGCCAGCUGCGGAACGAGGUUGCCAUCUUACAGAACCUGCAUCACCGUGGAGUGGUGAACCUGGAGUGCAUGUUCGAGACUCCGGAACGAGUGUUUGUGGUGAUGGAGAAGUUACAUGGGGACAUGCUGGAGAUGAUCUUGUCCAGUGAGAAGGGAAGGUUACCAAAGCGCAUCACCAAAUUCCUUGUCACACAGAUCUUGGUAGCACUGCGUCACCUUCACUUCAAAAAUAUUGUCCACUGUGACCUGAAACCAGAAAAUGUGCUGCUUGCAUCAGCGGAUCCCUUUCCUCAGGUGAAGCUGUGCGAUUUUGGCUUUGCACGUAUCAUUGGCGAGAAAUCAUUUCGCCGCUCAGUAGUUGGGACUCCAGCCUACUUGGCCCCAGAAGUGUUGAGGAAUCGUGGCUACAACCGAUCUCUGGACAUGUGGUCUGUGGGCGUGAUCAUCUAUGUCAGUUUGAGUGGAACAUUCCCUUUCAAUGAGGAUGAGGACAUUCAUGACCACAUCCAGAAUGCAGCCUUUAUGUACCCACCGAACCCUUGGAGAGAGACCUCACCUGAUGUCAUUGACCUCAUCAACAGCCUCCUGCAAGUGAAGAUGAGGAAACGCUACAGCGUGGACAAAACCCUCAACCACCCCUGGUUACAGGAUUACCAGACCUGGUUGGAUCUCCGCGAGCUGGAGUGCAAGAUAGGGGAACGCUACAUUACCCAUGAAAGCGAUGAUCCCCGCUGGGAGAUGUAUGCGGGGGAUCACUUUCCCCAGUACCCUCCGCAUCUCUUGUCCCCGCCAUCCAUAGAACCUGAAGACGCAGAAAUGAGGGCUCUGGGAGAAAGAAUCAGCAUUCUCUGACAUGCCGUGUCUAUUCCCUUCUGCUAACAGAGACGAACAAUACGGAACGGAGGC